Rhagoletis zephyria (snowberry fruit fly) is the source of this 4206-nucleotide messenger RNA. It is a transcript of the gene Cp190, whose product is annotated as centrosome-associated zinc finger protein CP190. Gene Ontology annotation, cellular component: nucleus. The record is from RefSeq and is a predicted model, not a curated record. Gene Ontology annotation, molecular function: protein binding; DNA-binding transcription factor activity, RNA polymerase II-specific. Gene Ontology annotation, biological process: regulation of transcription by RNA polymerase II. NCBI's taxonomy places the organism in Eukaryota, Metazoa, Arthropoda, Insecta, Diptera, Tephritidae.
AUCGCGUUUUUGCGUGAUCUUGUAUUUUUGGUUCAUGACGGAAACCCGAUAUGCUGCAACCUCCGAAAAAUAAAGCAGAUUGCGUCUGUGUGACAUACCCACCUAAAUUGUGAAUGGCUAGUUUAUCCAAUACACAUACCAUUAAAUAUGGCGUAAAAUGGCGUUUCGUUCAAUCUCCGUCAAGUAGCCAUAUUGGUUCUUGUUUUCGGAAAAUACCAAACGACGAGUAAUUUUUUCGUUUUCUCUGCAUUUUCGUAGGAUUCAUUUUCAGCGGUUGCAGUAAGUGGCAAAAGCAGAUUAAAAUAAAUUUGCCACAAAAAUAAAUGUUGUAAACAUUUUUCAUUCGAAUUUUGACGUUUUGUAACGCGAGGCCGUUAAGAUUUAUCAACUAUCAUAAACCAACAGAGCACACGAGAAAUAAGUGAAAAAAAUUGUAAAUAACUUGGUUCCUCUAUCGAAAUUGCCAACAGAAUGGGGGAAAUCAAAUCCGUAAAAGUAGACAACUGGGGAGUCUUCUUCCUCCAGAAACUGCAAAACUUCUUUAAUAAGACCGACUAUUGUGACCUCACACUACAGUUUCGGGAUAACUCGCAGUUGAAGGUACAUCGUCUAGUAUUGAGCGCUUGUACUGAUUUCUUCAACGUGUUGGAGCAAACUUGCGAAAUGGUGGACGAUGCUCUCAUCAUGCCUAAUGAGCUGCAAGCCGAUGUUGUAGUACCCAUCGUAAACUUCAUGUACACUGGGACAUUGGAAUUCGAAUUAAAAAUGUAUGGCAAGCUGCUACGCACGGCUAAGGAUAUGAACAUGACUGUUCUGUUAAAAUUGCUCGAAGCACAUCGCCGUACAAUGGAGGGUGUAAAUCGCUUACAGCGGCCACCUAGCCCAAAACCAUUACGUCGGCGUGUUCCUGCUGCAACAAGCUUGCCUCAACAGCAACCAAACGUUCAACAACAUCGCGUACUAACAUCACCAAACAGUGUUUCUGGAUUGCAGCGUCCCAUCGUUCAAACAAAAACUAUAAGUACUAGUUCAUCUACUACUAUGAAUUUGCCACAACAAACUCAAUACAGGCAACAGAUAGGAUCAACAUCUCUAAUAAGAACAAUGCGUGCCAGUAAUACCAAUAAUAUGCAAGGUCGUACACAAUACGUCAAUCAGCCUGCACAUGAAAGUCAUGAAACUAUUAUAAAACAAGAGCCAGAAGAAAUAACCCCCCCAUCACCUUUUGAACAGCUUCGCAAAGGUUACAAUAACAACAAGCGUCCAGCCAAUAAUGCUUUGGUAUCACCGCCAGCUAAGAAGCUUAAUAUUGAAGACGUUAAAGAGUUUGCUGAGCAGCAACGUAUGAGAAAACAAAUUGCCGCAGAAUAUGGCGACGAUCAGGGCGAAUACGAGAACAGCAUGAUGGAGGAUGACAUACACAAUGAUGAUGAUGAUGACGAUUUGGCCACCACAUCGGCCACUGCAAGUACCAUAGCAGGUAUGCAAGCAUCCACAUCGCGACAAACACAGCUGCAACAUGGUGCUACUACAAUCACCAUUAAUCAAAAUGAAAAGCCGCCCACUAUCGUCGUAAAAGACAGUUCCAAUUCCAAAAUGAACCAUGCGAAAAUAAUUAAAGAAGUACUUCGGCAGUAUCCGCAUUUGGUGAAGAGUAAUAAAAAUAUAAAAUUGAAGAUAAUGCCUAGCUCUGGAGAUCAACCGCAGAAGAUUAUUGUAAAGAAAGAACAACUGGAGCAUAUUUCAAGUGAUCCACAAUGUCCAUCUUCAUCGUCCCAAUCCCAGUCAGUUUUACGCGUACAGAGCUCAUCUCAGACAUUGUUAAAACCCUUAGAAAAACUUCAAGCAACUGUACAUCAAUCUACACCUCCACCUCUACCUGUGGCACAAAAAAUGUCCCCAAUUCAACCAAAACUACAAACAACAUCACCAACUUCUGCCACAUCUGGGACUGGCACAGCAACAUCAUCAGCACUUCCAGCACAAAAGCGUCGUAUCGAUAGUAAAACAAUGCAUGCUUUAAUUGCAUUAGGAGCAGAAAACACCACUGGCCCUUGGUUGUGUCUCCGCUGUGGAGUCAACGGACGGCCUAUAAGUAUUCCAUCGUAUCGAGGUUUUCGCCGUCACUUGAUAAACACACACAAAGAAUACAUUGAUCCGGCACUCUGUGAACAUUGUGGCUGGCGUUCAAGUACUAAACGUGAGCUGCACUUCCACAUGGAGAUAGAACACAAGAUUAAGACCACUUCUUACACUUUCCCAAAGUGUUUGUUAUGCUCUAAUCAGUUUUUGGAUACAAAUGCGCUAAAUCAACAUAUGGUUGACGCCCACCCGGAUGAGAACAAGCAGCAAUGUAUUUACUGUAACAAAAUUUUUGCACGUGAACUACAACUAUAUAACCAUAUGAAGACCUACCACAAGAAACAGGCCCUCGAAGAUGGUAUUAUCGAUUAUUCAGACGAUGAGUUAUUUGAACCGCCGACAACCACGGAAAUUACAGCAUCAGAGGUGCAAGAAAAUAUAUCAAAGGAGAAAAAGGAGUCAAAGAUAAAAAUAAUAUCUGACAUUAGUCUACCCAGCGCCGGAUCGAUAUUGAAACUUGAGGGCGGCAAUGUAGCUACAGACUCACGUCCACAAAUAGGUAUAUCUGGCGAUCAGCAAGAAUUUAUGGAAACGAACGAAAGCAACAUUAUAACUAGCGAACCCAAAUUUGUUACUGUCGAUGGCAACGAGAUGGUUUUAACUGAUGAACAACGCCAAGAGAUCAUGGCUCAAUUGAAUCAGGAACAUGGAACUGGUGGGGUUGUGAUGGUAUUAAACGAGCCUGCUGAGUACACGGCGGAAGCAACACCAUUGACUUCAAGUCAUGAUGCAUUGGAAUGCUGCAAUGAAAAACAACCAGCUGAACAGGAAGCUGAUCACAGCGCUGAACGCCAGCCUGAAGAUCAAAUAAUGGACGAAGAAACUCGAAAUCCCCCUGCCGAGAGCUCAACAGCGGAUGAAGAUUUUGAUGAUAAUCAGAUAUAUAAUGAACUGCAUACCGCUCAAGGUGGACAAGGCGAUUCAGAUAUAACAGCAGAGAUGGGUACAACGGAAGUUACUGAUGAUAAAAAAAACACUUCGGCAGGAAGUGCAAUGGAUGAAAGCAAGGAAUCGAUUGAAAAUUUGGAGUGGGCCGAAAAUUUGAUCAGCGCCCAUGAGUUGGCCGAUCAAGAGGAAAUGGAAGCGGAUAAGAAAGACAGAGAUAAUAAAGGCGACGAUGCAAUAAACCAAAAGUUAAAAGAAUUGACUGGUGACUGGUCGGAAGACGAUAAUGAUGAGGAUCAACAGGAAGCAGCAAUUUCGCCAAUCGCCGAGGUCGAUGCACCGGAAGACUCCACUAAUACUGUUCAGAAUAUAGUAGAAGGAAAUGAAGAAAAUAUUUUGGAUAACCAGAAGAAAACUGUUGAAGAACAUGUGGAGAAACCUAAAGAGCUGCCUAAAAAAUCCACUGAACCAGAAGACGCAGUAGCCGGAAGUGACAUUCUAGACCCAGCUGAAGAUAAUAUUAUUACCCAAGAUGUUGAUCCCGGCUUCACAAAUACAAACGCAGAUGAUUCGAAGGGUGAAGAAGAUGAUUUAGACGCACUUAUGAAAAAUUUGCAUAAGGAUGAUGCUGAUUUAACCGAUAUUAAAGGCCAUGAAGCAGAGAACCAGGCGCAAACAAUGGAUGAUAUGGUCGCAGCUGAUCUCGAUAUUGACAACAAAAAAGAAAAGGUAACAACUCCCCUAGAGGAGCCAAGCACAAAAGACGCUGAAAGCAUUUCAAAAUCUAAAUCAAGGAAAGUAGAUGAAAGCGAUGUCGGUGACAGCAUUGUUGAAAUCAAACGCGAUGUGCUAGUGGAUGAACUCAUUGGUGAAGAUGAGAACACGACUCAGGAAGAGUUCAUAAAAGAGACAAAACCAGCAGAAAAAGAAAUUUUAGAGGCUCCAUGUGAAGAAUUGUCUACUGGACCAGCGGCGGCCCCAGAACCAACUAAAGCACUUGAAGUCAUUAAAGUAGAAGAAGCUGGGUCCGGAGAAGUGAAAGAACCUGCUGUAACAGAUGCUCUUGAAAACAAAGUGGUCGCUGAAAAAGAUGACGGCGCUGUCGGCGGUAAAACAGCGACAGAUGACGUAGCCAAAACAUCCGAGCGUGUGAAAAGUCUUAUUAGCGAAUGGGCUGAA